CACGAGAUAGCAACAACUCUGACGCAAAGGACUACCAUCGUCCUGGUUAUAUCCCUGCUCCUGCUACCGCUGCACUGACAGAGGUUUCUCGGGACUUCGGCAGACAACGCGGUUAUUCAGGAAUUCGAACGCAGUUUUCGAAAAUUGUAGCACUCCUUUAUUUGGUUCUCCAGGCGGGAGCAGCAGCGGGAAAGAGAGCAAGGGACCCAAAAAGUCUUCCCCCAUUGGUGCCGAGAGCGAGCGAGCGAGCGAGAGAGAUUUCCAGCAGGAUGAGUCGACGGGGAUCCAUGGACUCCAGAUCACGAGAAGUGAAGGUCGUGCUUCUAGGAGAUACCGGAGUGGGAAAGUCCAGCCUGGUGCAUAGGUUCGUGACCAACAACUUCAAGCCAUACAGCGAGAGCACGAUCGGGGCUUCCUUCAUGUCGAAGAUGAUCAUGGUGGACGGCUCGCCGAUGAAAUUUCAGAUCUGGGACACCGCGGGGCAGGAGAAGUACCACAGCCUGGCCCCGAUGUACUACCGAGGGGCGGGCGCCGCUAUCGUGGUGUACGACAUCACAAAGAUGCACUCCUUCCGUACCUUGAAAGAGUGGAUAAACGAGCUGCAGGCACAGGGGCCGCAGGACAUCGCGAUCGCGGUCGCCGGGAACAAGCGCGACUUGGAAUCGCAGAGAACGAAGUAG
Molecule: messenger RNA, 680 nt
Organism: Ectocarpus siliculosus
Lineage: Eukaryota; Phaeophyceae; Ectocarpales; Ectocarpaceae
Source: the annotation of a GenBank genome assembly